Messenger RNA from Apis cerana (Asiatic honeybee), 8768 nucleotides. RefSeq names its product Kv channel-interacting protein 1. Gene Ontology annotation, molecular function: calcium ion binding. The record is from RefSeq and is a predicted model, not a curated record. Lineage: Eukaryota; Metazoa; Arthropoda; Insecta; Hymenoptera; Apidae.
AUAUAUUAGUAUUUGUUUAUUAAUUUUAUUUUUAGUUACUUUUAAUAAUAUGAAUUUAUAUAUAGAAUAAUCUAAUAAAUAACUAAAUAUUAAAAAAAAAUUUUAUUACCGAUUAUUGCAUCACCAGAAAAAAAUUUGGAAUAAAAUAAAAUAAAUAGUAUAAAAUAAAAUAAGUCUAAUUCGUUAACAAACAAUAAGAUAAAAUGUAGUACAUGUCUCUCAAUGUGUGACUACAUGUUAUAGUAAAAUUAAUUUCAUUAUUAAAAAAAAAAUCUAUUCAAGUUCAGCAGAAUGUGAAUUGAAAUGAAACGAUUCGAAAAUAUCAUUAGAAAAACUCUUUGUACAAUCAUCGAUUCUUGAAAGAAAGCAACGAUGCUUGACGAGCAUUCACGCGUUUAUUAUCUUUUUUUUCUUCUCUUUUUUAUAAAAUACAUUGUGACAUUGUAUUUGAUUCAAUAGAUAUCAAUUGAGUGACCUAAAUCUUGUUAACCAUACACAAUUUUUUUUUUCUUAUUCUCUUUUGGAAAACGAUUAUUGAAAACUUUUGUUGUAAUUGAUAAAGACACUUACAAUAAUCUAGAUUAUGAUAGAAAAUAAAGGUUUUUUAAGAUAGAAAAUAAAGGUAAUGAAUAAUGUUCAUUACCAUUACAAAUUCAGAAUGUUUUAAAAUUAUGAGAGCAAUAUCAUUUUAUCAUUAUUUUCUAAUCUUGAAGUAAUAAGUAAGAAAUUCGCAAAAAAAAAUUGUAGAUAAAAAUAUUUUUAAAUAUAAAAAAUAAUUUUUAAAUUAAAAAUAACUUUAACAAUAACGUUGGAAUAGAAUGAAAUAUCACGAAGAUAGAAAUAUUUUUACGUAAUCAAAAUAGAAGAAAAAACUAUGUUUGUUUUCUAAAGAAACAUUUUAAAAGAUGUUCAAAUUAAUCAAUAAGUUAUCUUAUUAAAUAAGUAUCCUUAAAAGAAUAAACACAUUCUCUAAAAUAAUAAUUCUAUUAAAAAAUGUCAAAUUGAUAAAUGAAUUAUUUUACUGUUUUAAAAAAUUAUUUUAUUAUAGAUACGUUCACUCAUGCUUUAAGUAGAAUAACACGAUAUUGAGUCAGACUAUGCCAUCCGCAACACUUCAUUUGAUUCAUUAGAGAGAAAAUGAUGUCUUUGAGUUAAAUUUUUUAUCUAUUUAUAGAUUCGUUAUUCAAAUAUCUAAUAUAUAUAUAAUACAUAAAUGUUUCAUUUGAUAUGUUCUUGUUUCUCCUUUUUUUUUUUAAAUUUUUGUUUCGAUGUUUUUUGCCAUUUCACUGCAUUAAUUGAUUUUAAAUGCAGUAAUUUUGUAAUUGCUAUCAUGAAUCCGAUAUGAAUACAUAUUCGUCUAUCGUUAGAAGCAUUACUCGAUACAUACAAAAUAUCAAAAUAUCAAUCAGUAUGUCAAUCAGUACAUAUUUAUAUGAUAUGAUUUGCAUCGUUGCAUCGUUUUUAAUAAAUAAUUGUUCCAAUUAUUUAUCGGUUGAAUCGAAAUCGUUUUGAAAAUAUUUAAAAAUAACAUUUCAUCUUGACAUCAAUAAAAAAGAUUCAUGAUAUAUUUUUAAAUAUAUUUUUAAAAAUAUAAUAUUAAAAUAUGCUUUUUGUUUUUUUAAAAAUUUUACAUAAUAUUUUUUGAUAUUAAAAAAAUUAAAAUAUUAAAGAUAUAUGUUUAUAUUCUUUGAGAUAAAAAAAAUAUUUUAUUAUUUGAAUAUAUACUUUGUUAAAUAUGAGAAAUUUAAGAUUUAUGGACGCGCAACGAUCAAAAUUUAAAUUUCGCGCUCCUAAAAUUGAGUAUUGGUCAAUUAUUACUCUCUCUUUCUCUCUCUCUCUCUCUUUCUCUCUUUCUCUCUCUCUUUAUUCUUCUAUCAACGAAAAUUGAGAGAUCAAGCAAGAAGAUAUUUAACGAAUAGGAAUGGAUAAAGUGGUGUGCUCUUAACGAUCUAAACGAAUCAAGAGAACAAUAUCUAGCAAGUUGAGAAAAGAAGAAAUUUCGUUGAUAGAAAGCAUAGGAUUAAAUACAAAUGGCUACGCCACCGGAUUCGCCGGGACCGGAAGAGGCCCUCUUCGACUUCGAGAGUGCAAGAACCAGACAACAGACUACAAGACCGGUUGCCCUUGAGGAAUUACUCCGACAAACCAAGUUCUCUAGGCAAGAAAUACGCGUGAUGUAUCGUGGCUUUAAACAGGAAUGUCCAGAGGGUGUAGUACACGAAGAUUUAUUUAAGGAUAUCUAUGCAAAAUUUUUCCCCCAUGGCAAUUCUAGUCUUUAUGCUCAUUAUGUGUUUAAAGCAUUCGAUGUUAACUGCAAUGGUGCCAUGAAUUUUAGGGAUCUUCUUGUCAUUUUAUCGACUUUGCUACGAGGAAGUAUCUACGAGAAAUUACGAUGGAUCUUUAAGCUUUAUGAUAUAAACGGUGAUGGGUGCAUCACUAGGGGCGAGUUAUGGGAAGUAGUGAUUGCGGUACAUGAGCUUAUGGGUCGACGGCAUCACGCUGAAGAGGAAAGGAAAGCGAGGGAGCAAUUGGAUAGGGUGUUCAAGAAGUUUGAUCUAAACCAGGAUGGUAUAAUAACAAUCGAGGAAUUUAUGGAGAGCUGUUUAAGGGAUGACGUGACUACACGGUCGUUGGCAAAGUUUGAUUACGCGUUUUGAUCUCCGGAGAAGGAAGAGCCCCCGGUGAUGACCACAACAACGCCGCCAACGCCGCUCUCUACUACUACAACUACCUUUUCACAAUCCCAAUCGCCUUCACCACCGCCGCCGUCCUACUCUUUGCUGCCACCUAUUCCACCGCCUUUGCCUUCUCAACCACCUCCAGGUUAUACCGUUCAAGAUCAAGAGCUUUAUAUGCUCUUAGCAGCGCACUGGUGGAAUCAACCGGAGGCUCCACUCUUUUGCUAAGCGAUAGGAUGAAAUGUGAUUCCCAAAUUCUACAGUAAAAAUUCCAAUUUCAAGAAAAAUAAAGAAUAUUAAAAAAAAAGCAAAAAACGAGAAAAAUAAAAAAAAUCAAAUUCUUAAAAAUCUUGUAAGUUCAAGAAUGUAAUCAUGCUCGUAGUCAAUAGAUGAACGAGCUACAUGUAUUUCUUCUUGCAGAAGAAUUAUUUUAUGUCACGUAAGGUGAGCGUUAAACUAUAAUAUUCAAACUAUAAUGGAAAAAAAGUACUUCCUUUGAGAGAGGGGAGAUAAACGACUUGUCAAUUGUGGAAUUGAGAUUAAAAACUCGAGUCAAAAAUUAUUAUGAGAUGAAACUAAAAAGAAAUAUUUCAAAUUAAAUUAGAAAAGCAAAAAUUAAAUCAAUUAAUAUAUUAUAAAGAAUGUAAAAUAUUAAUAAUCUUCGAAGAAACAAAAACAUUACGGAAGAAACUAAUUAAGAAUCUAUUAUAUUACACACUGAAGAAACGUUGAAAAUGUUGAAACAAAAUGAAUUCGAAAUGAAACAAUAUUUUGUCUUGUUUCACUUCCGUGCCAAAUUCUGAAAACCUAUUUUAUUUCUUUCAUUAGCAAUGGAAGGAUAUAUGGCUGUGUAUACGAUUGAAAGACAAUUUUAUCUUUAUAAUUACUAUGAAAAAUAAUGGAAAUGAUGAAAUGUUUAUUAAGUAUUGAUCUGAAGAAUAAUUAAUUGCGCACAGAAUAUUUUAAAUUUGUAUCAAAAAUAAUUUUUCAUAAAUCAAAUAAUAUUGAAUAUUUGGGAACAAAUAAAAUAAAAAAUUUCAAAUCAAAUAUAUAUUCUUUAAUAAAGAUUUUCUUCUACGGAUAAAAAUUAUAUUAUGCAAAAAAUUAUUAAAUUUAAAAUUUUAUUAAAUUAUUAAAUAAAUGGCUAAAUUGAAGAAUAUAACUCUUUGAUUUAAAUCUGUUGAUAAAAUUUUUAGCGAAAUAUAAUUAAUUUGAGCAAUAUUUCCUUUAUACGCACAAGUACAGGCAGAAUUAAAUGUAGUUAAAUAUAUUAAAUAUAGUACCACAAAAAUUUGAAAAUUAAAACUGAUUGUGUAAAAAAAAAAAUCAAAAUAAUUUCAAAUUUAUCAAGUUCAAAAUGAUAUAAAUGAUUAAUUAAUCAAAAAUAUUUUAAAAAUACAUAUAUUCGAUGUGUGUAAUUUAACAAUUAUAUUUUUUAGAAGGAUAUUUUCUUUUUUCAAAUUUAAAUUUUAUCACAUAAGAAAUUUAAUAAUAUUCUGUGCUUGAUAAAGAAGCUAUAUUUCUUCGAGGAAAUAUAUAUUGAUUUUACUUAUAUGAACAAUUUACACAUUAAAAACUUCUUCAGUAUGCAACGAGCAUUCGGCAAUAGAACCUUAGAAAUGUUAAAAAGAUUGAAUUUUCUAUUGGAAUAAUCUCAAAUAAUUUAAGAAGAGAAAUAAAAAGGUAUACGAACACAAUGUAGUUCUCCUGAAAAAGGAGCAGAACGAUAUUCUGCUUUAUCAUAUUAAUUAUAUACAUUGUGUGUGUGUGUGUGUGUGUGUGUGUGUGUGUGUGUGUGUGUGUAUCUUAUAUAUAUAAGGUCUCUAUAGGAUUCAACCAUUUUAAAAGUUAUUUAGAAUUAUAUCGUAGAUAUAAGUGAUAACAGUUUUCUAAUAUUGAUUAUUGGUUAAAAACGAUUUUCAUACAAACAUAUAUAUAAGCAAACAUUAAAGAAUAUUAUUAAGAUUAUAGUAUUAUUCAAUAGAAAAAUAAAAGGGUGUUUCUAUAAUUAUCUAUAUUCUUCGCAAAAACACCAAAUUGCAAUAAUCACUUAGUAAUUCAAAGAAAAGAAAACUGAGGGGAAAAAGAAAUUAAGAAAUAAUUGUAUGAGAUUACACGAAAUGAUUUUGUUAAAAAAUUGUACAAUUUAUUGUCGAUUGAACUCACAACAAGAUAAUCAGUAGUUAUAGGCAGCUUGCAUUGAUUUUGAAAUCGCUAGUUUUUCUUUUUUGAAUCAUAUAUAUAUAUUUUUUUUUCAAGUUAAAAAAAGAUUUUGCACCUUCAAACAUGUUUAUAUUCAAUUUAAAGUUUUCUUAAUAAUUUUUAAAACUUUUUUUUCAUCUACUUAAAAGCACUUACAUUUAAUGCCAAAAAAUUUUCUUUAUUUCAAAUAAAUUAAUUUAUUUUUAAUAAUAAUAAAUAAUUAAAUAUUCGUAGAUAAAUCAAAAUUUAGUCUUUUUAGUCUCUUAAAUAGUUGUAGUUUUCAAAUAUCAAUUUAUAAAAUUAUUAAUUAUAAAAUUAUUAUAUUAAUUAUUAUCCAUUAUUAAAUGAACAUUAAUUUGUAAAAUUAUUAGAAAUACCUAAUAAAAAUGAUUUAUAAAUGGUAGUUACCUUACAUUAAAAAUUGUAGGCAAUACGUACAUGUGUAUAAUAUAUGUACAUAUAUAUAUACAUAUACAUAAUAUGUAUGUAUAUAUAUAUAUAUAUAUAUAUAUAUAUAUAUAUAUAUAUAUAAAUUUUUUAUGUAUUAAAUCUUUUAAAGUAGAGGCUCAAGUUAGGAAAAUUUUAAGAUAAGAACCGUUUGUUAAGCUCUUCAUAACACUCUUGCACUGUUAUUUGUUAAUCAAUGAAUUCCUUCCACCAUGAUGUUUUAAUAAGAAAACAAGUAGGUUGCUAAGCGCGUUCUUAUAGCAACUAUCUAUAUAUAUAUUAAAUAAAGAUAAUUGAUUCGUGCUCAGAUAGAAUCUAUAAACAGUUCAGAUCUUUCUGUUCCAAUAAUUAUUAUAUGUAGUAUAUUAUACAUUUAAAUUUGUAUAAAUUAUAUCAUUUUAUAUUUUUUUAAGCAAAAAACAAAAAUAUAACAAUUAAUUUAUUAAACUUUUUUUAUUUUCGUAUAAAAAAAUAAUUAAAAUUUUGUUAUUAAAUUUUUAAGAAGUUAAAAAAUUGAAAAUAAAAAUAAAAAUUGAGUUGAUUUUUAAUUCUCAAUAGAAAAACAUAUUUUUUUGCAACUUUUGAGAAUAAAGAUUAAUUUCUAAAUCGUUUAUUCACAAUUAUUUUAUUAUUAUUAUAUUUUUAUUAUUAUAAAAUUUUAUUAUUAUAUAAAAUUUAAAAAAAAUUUUAGUAUACUUAUUACAAACUCUAUUUUAUUAUAUAAUCAUUCAUUCAAUCAAAUGUUUAAAAAAUUUAUUAGCAAAAAUAAAAAUCUUUUUAAAAUGAAAUCUUGCUUAAACGAUUCAGAUUAACCACGGAUUUAAUUAAUUUCAUUUCCGAUUAAUUUCAUUUUUUUUCUGAUAAAAAUUUGUUAAUUUUUAUAUUAACAAAAGAAGAUUGAAAGUAUGUUAUAAACAAGAGCCAUUGUUCCUAAUGAUGAAUAAAAGCAUAAACAUGUAUAAAGUGUUCACAACGGUUAACAAAUUCAAGUAUUAUUGUGAAUAUUAAUUAAAUGCAGGUUGUUUCUGCAUCUAAUUGAACAAGUCAAUUGUAUCCAGAAACAGAAGAAUUCAAUAAGUAAGAAUUUUGGAACAAAUUUCUUGAUUGCAUAAAAGUUUGAAUACUGAAUGAGAGUUUUUCACUGAAUUUCCCAUUGAAUAAAAAUAAAAUGAGCGAAAUCGAUUUAAAAAGCGAUUAUUAAUGUUUUCUGACAACAAUAUGCGUAUACCACAUUCAAUUUAAUGUGAUGAAACAAUUUUUACAUAUUUUCUAAGAAAAUCAAGAGAGAUUUUAGAAAAAGGAAACAACGAAUGUUAUAAUUAAAAAAAAAAAAAAGAAAAAACAGUUUUUUAUACGUCAAAUAAUCUGAAGAAUAAAAUCUUUAAUAAGAAAUAAAAACAUAUAAAGUAUUUCUGGUUUUGAAAUAACGAAAUUUAGAUUGAAAAAUACCGUAAAAAAGCAAUUUUGUAUCAAUGAUGUUCUAUAUAAUGAAAUUAUACAUAGAAAUAAUUAGAAAACUAUAUUUAUAAUUAUUUUUUUAUAUUUAUAAUUAACUUUUGUUUUAAAUAUCUUUAUUUUUUAAAUUAUUUGAUUAAAACCGGAAAUGCUCUAUAUAAUGAACGAUGAUGCUUUUGAAUUAAAGUUUUCAAACACCAUAUGUUCAAUAUUUUAUGAUAAAAAAGAUUUAAACACAAACAUUUGAUGAUUAUUUUCGUUAUGAAAAAGGAACUGAAAAUUUAAAUUCUUUGUCAAAAAAUUAAAAUAAUUUUAUUUGAACAAAUUUUAAAAUAUGGAAAAAAUGAAUAUUAUAUUUUUAUCAACAAUUUAUCAUAGCUUAUUCUUUUUAAAAAAUGUAAUUUAGAUCAUUAUAUAUCGUGCAUGCUUAUUGGUCAUUUCAAAAUUGAGAAAAUCGUCAAAUUAAAAUAUAGAAGCAUAAGAUGUUUAAAAAUCAAAUUUUAAAGAACUUAUUAGAUAAUUAAAUUAUUAAAUCUUGUAUGUAUUAAUUUUAUGUUGAAAUGAGUAUAAUCAUAACUAUACAGAAUGUUUCAAAAUAUAAAUAAAAAAUGAAUUUUUUUAAAACUAUUUUUAAAUUUUCAAAUUUUUAAUCCACUUUUUAUUUUCAAAAAAUUUGAUUUUUGAAAUAUAUUUUGAAACAUUUUGUAUAAGUCAAUGUAGUCAUAGUCAAUUCAUGAAUAUUAGAGAUAAUAUAGAUAAUAAUUAACUUUAUUGACUAUUGGGAUUUAUCUUGUUCAUCUGUAAAAUUUUUCAAUUGUAUCAAAAUUUAUAGGAUACAUGCUUUCAACUUGUAAAUAUACUUAUUUGCUUCUUCAUGUAUGAUCUAUCCAAAACGAAAAAUCUAAUAAUUGAUUAGCAGUUAUUAAUUAAAUCAGCGAUUAGUUUAAAUCGAAUUAAAGAAAAUAUAUAUAUAAUUGUCAUUAACAAUCAAUGAUUAAUUUAAUUUAAGUUUCUAUAUAAUUUCAUUUAGGAUAAACAACAAUAUAAUAUAUAUAUCUAGCUUUUUUGAUUUCUAUUAAUUAAUUCAUUUAUUUGAAAAUAUUUGAAAAGAAUGUUUAUUAAUAAAUGUAAUUUAUUUUUUAAGUUCUAAGAAACUUAUUAAAUGAUUAAAAUUUAAAUUUAAUCAUGAUAGCAUAAGCACGAAUAACGAAUCAAAAUUUGUUACAGUAGUGACAUCUAGUGUGUACGAAAUAUUCGGUUAUAGUUCAUAAAAUAUACAAUUGAUAGUUAAUCUUAAAAAAAGUUUUUUUAUAACAAAAAAUUACAAUUAAAGAUUAGAUUAAAAUGAAAUCGAUUAGCGAUUGAUUUCAUAUCGCCAAAAAAUUUAAAAUAGUUGAAAUUUAAUAUUAAUUAUAAUUGAAAAAUAAAUGAUUAUUUAGAUUAUUCAAUUAGAAAUUUAUAUUUAAUCGACAAAAUAUAUAUAUGAUAAAUUCUUGUUUAUAUUAUUUAUAAUUUUUUAAACUUUCGUUUCUUGUUGUUUUUAAGAUUAUAAGAUUAUAUAUAUAUAUAUCCAUUUUUCAAAAAAACUUAAUUAUAUAUCUUUACAAUAAAAUGUUUUGUUAUAAACGUUCAAAUAUUCAAUGAUAUAUUUCAAUGAUAUAUUAUAUUUAAAUUUUUAUAUUGCUCUAUAAUUCAAAUAUCAUUAUUAAUGUAAUCAUACAUUAAUUGCGUACAUUAAAACAAAAAUUUUACAUGAUACAAUUCAUAAUUAUCGUAUUAUUUUUUAUUAAUCAGGCCUUUUUCUAAUAUUUUUAGCGUCUAUGUCGAUUUUUUAUACUUACGUUAAAUCAAAUAAUUAUAAAUACCGACAAUUGAUUUUGAAAAUAUAUAUAUAUAUAUAUACACAUAUUUGCAACAUAUAGAUAACUUAUAUCUUGUAACAAUUUAAUUGUAAAUUCACAAAAAUAAAGGAAUCGUUGUAAUUAA